Astrephomene gubernaculifera is the source of this 730-nucleotide messenger RNA. NCBI's taxonomy places the organism in Eukaryota, Viridiplantae, Chlorophyta, Chlorophyceae, Chlamydomonadales, Astrephomenaceae. The record is from the annotation of a GenBank genome assembly.
GCGAAGUAUGUAUUAAGCAUAGCCCACUGCAUGUACCCGUAGAGCUUCUUUAGGUAAUUCGUAGCGCCCUUCGCGUCAAUGCAAGCAUAGCGACAAGCACUUCGUAAGCAAGACGACUGAAGGUGUUCUGAAUACGCUUAUAUUAUAGAGACAUCUUCAAGACAAAAUUAGCUUGAAUUGGGUAACAAAUAAUCUGUUCGGCUAGGGCGGUAGUCAUGAAGCUCACACAGCUAGCAAGACGUCAGGCGUCUUUGCCAUGUCCAAGGCGUGGUGGAGAGGUCUUUCUACGAGCGCCUGCUCGCGUCAUUAUGCGCGCGAACGUAACUGAGAAAGAUGCCGAACAGGCCGCUGCUGAUAGCGUGGAGACGGGGCUGGCCCAAAUCACCAAACAAAUCCUGCAGACCGAUCCGGAGGCUCGAGAGAGCCUGAGGAGAUACGAGGAAGCGGUGGUCCGUCUAGAGAAGGCCAAGGCGGCGAGUGAGGAGCUGGACCGCAUGUUCGCGGAGGCCUCCCGGGGGGCGGCGGCCAGCGACCAGCAGGACGAGCAAACAGAGCGCCAGAAGGCCAACGAGAGACUGGCUGAGGCGGAGGUGGCGGCGGCUGAGCGGCUGGUGGCAGCGGCGGAACUCGAGUUCGAGACGGCUCGGCGGCAGCAGCAGCAGUGGGCGGCGGCUGCGGGCAAGGGUGCGGAGCGGCUUGAGUCUCUCAAGGCGGCUGCGGUGGCGGCGGG